AUGCCUGGUGAAGAACAAUGUUGCGAAUUCAACUUACAGAAACUAGUGUGUUCAAACAGAGAAAAAUUACCAGCUAACUUACAAAAAGCUAUAAACAAAAUUGCGGAAGAAGAAGGUUACUUAUCCCAUGAAAUAUUGCAUAGAACUAUUUCUACGGAGGGUGGAAACUAUUUGGCCCUACUCUACGAAGUUGAUAUUAAAGGAAGAACAUGUGAAGGAGAAAAAGAAACGAAUAUUUUCAUUAAAUAUACUAUAUCGGACGAGUGCUUGAAGAUAACGAAUAUUUCUGAAUUAUAUUUUAAGGAAUUAUUUUUAUAUAGAGAACUUAGUGUAAUUUUUACAGAGCUUCAAAUCGAAGCAGGAGUGCCUUUACAUGAAAGGUUCAGAGUUGUUCAAUCUUAUAAUGAAAGUAGCACGGAAGCCAUUAUACUGAAAAAUGUAGCAAAAGAAGGUUUUGCUACUUUUUAUAGAAUGGAUGUUAUGCCUUUAAAGUUUGCUGAAUUGGCUGUGCAACAACUGGCCAGGUUCCAUGGUUUAAGUUUUGUCAUACAACGGAAAAGGCCAGAGUAUUUUGAAAGAAAAAUCAAAACACUUAAACAAUCUCUUAAAUUAAACGACGAUUUUCGAGCCUUCUGCAGAACAUUCUUCAACUACUCUGUUGAGGGAUUGGAUACAGAAGUAAGGAAAAAAUUAGAACAAGCAUUACCCAAAUUAUUGGAAAAUUACAUAAAAUAUUUAAAAGGUGAUGAAAUGAAAGUAAAGUGUUUAUGUCAUGGUGAUUACAGAAUGAACAACGUAUUAAUGAAAUUAGUGGAAGGUGAAGUAACUGAAGUAAUACCUGUGGACUUUCAACUCUUACACUACGGACCUCCAAUAAUUGAUUUUAUAUAUUUUGUUUUUGGGGCCACUGAUAAAGAAUUUCGUAGGAAUCAUUUAAUACACAUGAAGGAUAUGUACUUCGAGACAAUGGACAAUUUCCUUAAAUAUUUUGAAAUCGACAUAGGUUCAGUGUACCCAAGAAAAGAGUUUGAAACAGACUUCGUUGAAUACUUGGAUUAUGGUCUGCAAUUUAUGCUGUUUAUAUUUCCUUUAGUCUUCACGCUCGAGAGUGAUGUACCUGAUUUUAAUAAAAAUGAAACCACUGACGUAAAAGUUAAUCUUGAUCACAGAUUUUACGACAGAUUACAAGGAGUUGUAGAUGAUAUGAUUCAAUAUGGUAAAUUAUAA
Parnassius apollo (apollo) is the source of this 1227-nucleotide messenger RNA. Lineage: Eukaryota; Metazoa; Arthropoda; Insecta; Lepidoptera; Papilionidae. The record is from the annotation of a GenBank genome assembly.